Cutaneotrichosporon oleaginosum is the source of this 949-nucleotide messenger RNA. The record is from RefSeq and is a predicted model, not a curated record. NCBI's taxonomy places the organism in Eukaryota, Fungi, Basidiomycota, Tremellomycetes, Trichosporonales, Trichosporonaceae.
CCCACCGCGGAGACAGACAGCUCCGCCACUCCCUUCCAGCUCACUUACCCCGCCCCCACCACCCGACAGUCCUCUUCCACUAUGGCUGUCCGCUGCCAGUUCGAGAACUCGACCGACAUUGGAGUCUUCUCCAAGCUCACCAACGCUUACUGCCUCACUGCUCUGGCGUCUUCAUCCAACUUCUACUCGGUCUUCGAGGCCGAGCUUGCGGACGUUGUCCCCAUCAUCCACACCACGAUUGCCGGCACGCGUAUCGUCGGCCGCCUGACCGCCGGCAACCGCCACGGCCUCCUCGUACCCUCGACCACCACUGACCAGGAGCUGCAGCACCUGCGCAACUCGCUGCCGCCGAGCGUGGCGAUCCAGCGCGUGGAGGAGCGUCUCUCCGCCCUCGGGAAUGUGAUCGCUUGCAACGACUACGUUGCCCUCGUCCACCCCGACAUUGACCGGGAGACGGAGGAGAUCAUCGCCGACACACUCAAGGUCGAGGUGUUCCGCCAAACUAUCGCCAGCAACGUGCUUGUCGGAAGCUACUGUGCGCUGUCCAACCAGGGCGGCCUCGUGCACCCCAAGACCUCCCGCUCCGAGCUCGAUGAGCUCUCGUCCCUCCUCCAGGUCCCCCUUGUCGCUGGUACCGUGAACCGCGGAUCCGAGGUGAUUGGUGCCGGCAUGGUCGUCAACGACUGGUGCGCCUUUACGGGUCUCGACACGACCGCAACCGAAGUGUCGGUCAUCGAGGCAACUUUCCGCCUCCAGGGCCAGACCUCUGCAGCCGUCAUCAACGAGAUGCGCGACUCGCUCAUCGACCAGUACGCAUAAUCGCGUGCGUGACGACCGUGAUGAGGAGAUUUGUGCUUCGCCUUGAGGCGAGCUGGUCGGCCGCUAUCUGCGGCGUAGGGGAUAGACUUGAGCGGCUUGUACUAUGCAUCUACUGGCUAUAGCCCCCGGG